Molecule: messenger RNA, 1803 nt
Organism: Stereum hirsutum FP-91666 SS1
Lineage: Eukaryota; Fungi; Basidiomycota; Agaricomycetes; Russulales; Stereaceae
Product: vacuolar sorting protein
Exons: 12
Coding region: 1-1803 (600 amino acids)
Biological process (GO): Golgi to vacuole transport; retrograde transport, endosome to Golgi; endocytic recycling
Cellular component (GO): GARP complex
Molecular function (GO): syntaxin binding
Source: RefSeq, a predicted model, not a curated record
AUGUCUUCGCCCUCACAAGCUAGGUUUGAACAGGAGACCGAUUUUGAUUUUAACAGAGUAUCCUUCCGUGGACGUGCUAGAGAGUUUGUAGAGCUUCAUGAUCAGGUUCAGACAAGUGUUGGCUUGUUGGACUCGCUCGAAUCUUUCCUCUCCACCUUCCAGACAGACCUCUCUGCCGUAUCCGGUCAGAUCUCGGACCUUCAGAAUAGGAGCAAGGAUAUUGAGGGAAGGUUGAAGAGUAGACGAAAAAUCGAGAAACCACUAUCCCACCUUCUAACCGACCUCACUAUACCCCCUACACUCGCAACAACUAUCCUGGACACGGACGUCGGCGAACCAUGGAUCUCAGCCAUCUCAGACUUAGAAAGACACCUUCAUGUAUUGAAGGCUCGCUCACGAGUAAAGGCCGCUCGUGACCUUGGAGAAGUGGCGGAGGGCUUGCGCAUAGUCGCUGCGACGAAACUACGAGCAUACUUCCUCGCCUUGCUGCAACCCAUACGAACGAGCAUGACGACGAAUAUGCAGGUUAUACAGAGCUCGGUGUUCCUCAAGUAUCGCUCCCUGUAUGGAUUCUUGCAGCGCCAUGCACCUUCUGUCGCUACUGAGGUGCAGAAGGCCUACGUCAGUGCGGCGCGUACAUACUACGAGACCGGGUUUCGACGCUAUAUGAGAAGUCUUGGCUGGAUUAAGGCCAGAAUCUUCGACAAGUCAGACAAUAUCACAUCAUCGACGAUUGAGCGGGAUGCAAUUAUUGAUCAAGACCGUCUAGCGUAUGCGAGGAUAGAAGGUCCCGGUGUUACGAUGUUGUACCAAGCUGACGACAAGUCAUAUAACGAGCCCGUAGAGGGCCUUCUCCGAUCAUGUAUGCUCGUCCUGAUGGACAACGCAACCGCCGAGUACUCCUUCAUCGCCCGUUUCUUUUCGCAGGAGCCUCCCCCUCCACCAGCAGCCUCCUCUACGGUCAGAAGUGGUCUCAUCUCCCCAGGCCCAUUAUCUCCAGACGAGGGCCAGUCGACACUGGGAACGGACCUCAAUGGCCCCCUUACGCCGACCAUGGCGCGUCGAGACAGCAUCGUCAGCACUAUGAGUACUCGAGCAGCACAACAGAACACAAACGGACUUUCAAAGGAGGAUGUAACAGCGUUAACCACUAUCUGGAAACAAGUCAUGGACCCUGCUCUCGAUCAUGCCCAGAAAUUCAUCCAAACAGCUCUCGAGCCCGUCCCACCCGUCAUUCCACUGCUGACUAUGAUCCGUCUGACCGAAGAAAUCAUGUCCGAAGUCCAAAAACGGAACUGCCCUCCACUGGAGACGGCACUCUUUGGCAUUCGACUGCAAAUGUGGCCGUUGUUCCAGAAAGCUAUGACGGAGCAGGUAGAUGCAUUGAAGAAGCUGGCGGAAGGCGCUGCCGGUGGGUAUGCUGGGUAUUUUACGAGGAGGACAGAGACGACGGACGCGAGUGUUUCUUCGAUCUGCAAGAGAUAUAUCGUCAUGUUUCUCUCGUUCGUUAUGCUCACAGAGCAGACGGAAGAGACGAUGAUAUUCUCCAACUUGCUCCGCCUCCGUCAAGAACUCACCAAACUCGUCGAAACCCACACCGAAAAGAUCAGCGACACCCUCAUACGCGCGAAAACCGAGUCUUCGCUCUACGAAGAGCUGCUCCAAGGUCUACACCGAGGAUUCCGUUCCGCACCUUCACAUCCGCGAGCCCAGACCGAGAUGACAUACUGGAAAGAGAAGGAAGAGGCCGCGCGGAAGAGGAUGCAUAGCACCGGGGCUGGGGCAAGGGCUGCACGCAGGUAG